Camelina sativa (false flax) is the source of this 1995-nucleotide messenger RNA. Its product is annotated as xylan glycosyltransferase MUCI21. Lineage: Eukaryota; Viridiplantae; Streptophyta; Magnoliopsida; Brassicales; Brassicaceae. Gene Ontology annotation, molecular function: glycosyltransferase activity. The record is from RefSeq and is a predicted model, not a curated record.
CCACACGUCUCCUCAUUCCAUUCUCAAAGACAUCGCAAAGAAUUAGUAGUAUGUUCCUCUCCUCUGCUCCUAUACAAUACCAAGAAACGAGUCUCUCUCUCUCUCUCUCUCUCUCCUCUACUUUUCUCUUUCUCUCUUCCAAAGAAUAGAAUAGUAGGCUAACGUCUCCCUCUCUCUCUCUCUCUCUAAAUAUAUACUCUGAUCAAACCUUACAACAGUACCCAGAAAACGUCUCUCUCUCUCUCUCUCUCUCUCUCUGUUUCUCUGGUCUACUCGAUCUCUUUUUCUCUCCUCUUACGUAUUCAAGGAGAUAGAUAGACAAGUUCUGUUUACAAAGACUUCACUAUAUCCCUUGCAUACGUCUCUCUUUCUCUGUGUUCUUCACUUGAAUAACAAGUGAAUGAUGAGGCAGAAUAUGAAUAAAGUAGCACAGAUCAAAGUAGACGAAUCUACAAAGCUGUUUCCUUAUGUCUUCGGGUUGAAAAGUUCUUGUGGGAAUUGCUCGAAGAGAUGGAAGCCUAAGCUUAUCUAUCUUCUUCUCUUCUCUCUUAUCUCAAGCUGCUUCGUCUUUGCCCCUCAGCUCCUCUAUUUCCCUUACCCCUCUUCUCUGUUUCUCAUCGAUUCUUCAAUCAUAGAGAUUGAAAAUCGUGUUUCCGAAACCGAUAUAGAGUCGCCUAAGACGUCACAAAACGACGAGAGCAUAUCUUGUGACAGAAACGGGUAUCGUUCAGACAUCUGUUUCAUGAAAGGCGAUAUCAGAACACACUCUCCUUCCUCCAUCUUUCUCUACACCUCGAAUGAUCUCACCGACCACGUCUUGCAAGAAACAAUCAAACCAUACACCAGAAAGUGGGAAACUAGUAUAAUGGACACCAUUGGUGAGCUGAAACUUAUGACAAAAGAUGUGAAGGUUUCUGGCGACAAGCAUAAAUGCGAAGUGAACCAUGACGUACCCGCCCUGCUAUUCUCUACCGGAGGGUAUACCGGAAACCUCUAUCAUGAGUUCAACGACGGGCUUAUUCCUUUGUAUAUAACAUCUAAACGUUUCAACAAAAAGGUUGUCUUUGUGAUUGCUGACUAUCACAGGUGGUGGGAGAUGAAGUAUGGAGAUGUUCUCUCUCAGCUCUCUGAUUAUCCUCUUAUUGAUUUCAACAAAGACAAGAGAACUCACUGCUUCAAGGAAGCUAUUGUUGGUCUUAGAAUCCAUGGUGAGUUAACCGUCGAUCCUUCUCAGAUGCAAGAUGCUACAACAACCAUCAAUGAGUUCAGAAAUGUACUUGAUCGAGCCUAUAGACCUCGAAUCAACAGACUGGACAGGCAAGAGGAGCAACGGUUCCAUGCGAGAGUAGCAAAGAGAAGAAAGGCUCAUAGGCCAAAACUUGCAUUGUUUUCAAGAACCGGGUCUCGAGGUAUAACAAACGAGGCUCUGAUGGUCAAAAUGGCUCAGAGGAUUGGGUUUGAAGUCGAGGUUUUGAGACCUGACAGAACAACGGAGCUGGCAAAGAUUUACAGAGCGGUUAACUCAAGCAAUGUCAUGGUUGGGGUACAUGGAGCAGCCAUGACUCAUUUUCUGUUCAUGAAACCUGGAGGUGUCUUUAUUCAAAUCAUUCCAUUGGGAACAGAUUGGGCAGCAGAGACAUAUUAUGGAGAACCGGCAAAGAAGCUCGGUCUAGACUACAUUGGUUAUAAGAUUCUUUCAAGAGAAAGCUCAUUGUAUGGAAAAUAUGAUAAAAAUGAUCCAAUUCUAAGAGACCCAAACAGCAUCACUCGGAAAGGGUGGCAAUUCACAAAGGGGAUAUACCUGAACGACCAGAAAGUGAUGUUAGAUCUCCAUAGAUUCAAGAAGGUUUUGGUUGAUGUGUAUGCAAAAUCGAUUAGCUGACCUGAAAUAGAUUUCCAUUUUUUGUUGUUGUUGUUGUUGCUGUAUAGUCUGCACAAACUACAGAAAGUACAGAGUUCUUGUAAAGAUUUUAAUGAAACCGUGACAUAAAUGAA